GAAUUGUUAUAUUUUGCAAUAAAACAGUGUUUUUUAUCGGCUUUUCUCAAGUAAAUGCAGAUAACAAAGACGUCACUUGUUUACAUUCAACCUAGUUUACUAUCGGGAGUACGCUACCUUAUUCUGUACGUCGUGUCAGUCAGACAGCCAGCAGAGUCCAUUCCAAACGGGCGAGAGAAACGCAAGCAAGACGAAAACGCCACUCGAAGUGAAACUGUAAAUAUAAGUGCCUAAUCGCGGAAUACCCCAACCAAGCCGAAUGUGUGUCAUCUAAUUUUGGGAACAUUUGCUUUCGAUUACUUUCGCUCGAAGGGUUGAAGUUCACGGCAGGAGUGAGAUAUUUACAAUAAAAGGCGAAAGUAUUUCGCCACCUCGAACAAACAACAACAAAAUGGCAAGUUCUUCAAGAGAUCAUCACCUAAAUAAGGUUUGUUGCUAUGCACAUCCGGACGCUGUGCUGAUAGAGGAUUACCGCGCGGGAGAUAUGAUUUGCUCCGAUUGUGGCUUAGUUGUUGGUGAUAGAGUAAUUGACGUUGGUUCUGAAUGGAGAACAUUUAGUAACGAAAAAGCCGGUGUGGAUCCGUCUCGUGUUGGUGGUCCAGAGAAUCCGUUGCUCAGCGGGGGUGAUUUGUCCACAAUGAUAGGUCCGGGAACAGGUCCUGCUUCGUUUGAUGCGUUUGGAACCGCCAAAUAUCAAAACCGUCGUACAAUGAGCAGUUCAGAUCGAGCCCUGAUAGCCGCCUUCAAGGAAAUCAGCACAAUGGCCGACAGGAUCAACUUGCCGAAGACCAUUGUUGAUCGAGCGAACAAUCUCUUCAAGCAGGUUCACGAUGGUAAAAAUCUGAAGGGUCGUUCAAACGAUGCCAAGGCAUCCGCUUGUUUGUACAUUGCCUGUCGACAGGAAGGAGUCCCGCGCACUUUCAAGGAAAUUUGCGCCGUCAGCAAGAUCAGCAAGAAGGAGAUUGGACGGUGCUUCAAGCUCACCUUGAAGGCCUUGGCCACAUCGGUUGAUCUCAUUACGACCGCAGACUUUAUGUCACGUUUCUGUGCUAACCUUGAUUUACCAAAUACAGUGCAGCGAGCGGCAACACAUAUCGCUCGGAAGGCAGUGGAGAUGGACAUUGUACCUGGCCGGUCUCCGAUUUCGGUGGCCGCUGCGGCAAUCUAUAUGGCAUCACAGGCUUCGGAUCAGAAGCGGACACACAAAGAGAUUGGCGAUAUUGCGGGAGUGGCCGAUGUUACCAUUCGGCAAUCCUAUCGUCUGAUGUAUCCACACUCGGCGGAACUGUUUCCGGAGGAUUUCAAAUACACCACUCCGAUCGAUCAGUUGCCACAGAUGUAAAGCGCACCGCUGCCCAUUCUGGCUCAAUUACUCAUUUGGGCUCGCUAGCAGAAUGAAUAAUAUUAGAAACUCCAAACUAAUCGUCAAAUCUGACGAGAGGAUAGGACUAACAAUGCGCUGUGGUACUUCCCGCGAGUACAAUUUGUUUCCCUUUGGUGUUAACCUAGGCCUUUCGGACACUACAAAGCUGGCCAGAGUGUUCCGGAAAGGGCUGGUUUGCAAAGUAGUUCUUAUUUUCUAAGUUCUUAUGACCUUAUAUUAUCGGUAUUUCUUCCGAGUCGAGGAAGAUCGCAUCACACAUUCAGUCAUAAUUUGUUGAAUUGAAUCCGUGUUACCUUUUUCUAAAAUUGUAGGUCGAUAUCCGCCCGCUACCUACAGAAAUCGUUCAACGCAACCUUAUUUGAUCAGGACAUGUAUAAGUAAUCGUAAUCGAGAAUAGAUGUAUUAUUUUCAUUUCAAAACAUUAAAAUAGUAUUUAAUAAAAUAAAUAAUUGAACUUUUUUGAAGCAA
Messenger RNA from Toxorhynchites rutilus septentrionalis, 1852 nucleotides. It is a transcript of the gene TfIIB, whose product is annotated as transcription initiation factor IIB. Gene Ontology annotation, cellular component: transcription preinitiation complex; nucleus. The coding region runs from base 392 to 1342 and encodes 316 amino acids. The record is from RefSeq and is a predicted model, not a curated record. Gene Ontology annotation, biological process: transcription initiation at RNA polymerase II promoter; transcription preinitiation complex assembly. Gene Ontology annotation, molecular function: RNA polymerase II general transcription initiation factor activity; TBP-class protein binding. Lineage: Eukaryota; Metazoa; Arthropoda; Insecta; Diptera; Culicidae. The transcript has 5 exons.